CUCCUCCUCACGACCUCGUCCACCCCCAAUUCCUCCACCUCAACCCCUCCUCCUCAAUUGGCCUUAACCAGCAAUCAUGGCGACCCGGGAGCCCCAGUUCAACCAGCAUGUCCUCGUGGACACCACGCCCAUGCCGGCGCAUAUCCCCAAGGUGGACGAGAUCGGGGCCACGAGCGCGCCGCUGACCAGCGCGGCCUACUUCAUCGGCGACCGGUGCAAGGCCUACAACGAUGACUUUAUGAAGUGUAAGAUGGAGGCCAACGGGAAGGGCGAGACCGAGUGCUUGAAGGAGGGGAGGAAGGUGACGAGGUGUGCGGCUAGUGUCAUCAAGGAUAUCAACACCCACUGCUUGAAGCAGUUCACGGCUCACUGGGAGUGUCUCGAGAACCACAACCACCACCUGUGGGAUUGCCGGAAGGCCGAGCAGGACUUGAAUUCGUGUGUUUUCGACAAACUGGGCCUCAAGAAAACCAUCCCCGGCGCCCCCGAGAACCAAGUCCCCGUGCACCUGCGCCCCAAGCAGAUCUUCUCCAAAUACCCUGGUCCUCAGUUCUAAGCCCGACGUUGAGUGCAGCAUGUCGCAGGGAGGGUAAAAACAGAAUGAAUCUAGAGAGAUCUGCCUGUCAGGCGAAAGGGCCCGUGUAACUUUUUAUCUUAAACUAUGUUUUUUAUGGUUAUCUGCUAUCUGCUGUCUGGUUUGAUAUGGUAUGAUAUGUACCUGUACCGGUCUGCUUACCUUGAUGGUUAUGGAAUUCAAUGGAAUCGAAUUCGAGGGGACUGGACUGGACUGGACGGGCUUGGACUCGUCCGUUUUAUUGUCGUUGUUUGUAUAUAUGAUUAGCAUUUGUCUAGGUAGGUUCAGUUGGUUAGUAGGAUGGAAUUCUAG
Aspergillus steynii IBT 23096 is the source of this 886-nucleotide messenger RNA. Its product is annotated as coiled-coil-helix-coiled-coil-helix domain-containing protein. Gene Ontology annotation, biological process: mitochondrial electron transport, NADH to ubiquinone. Lineage: Eukaryota; Fungi; Ascomycota; Eurotiomycetes; Eurotiales; Aspergillaceae. Bases 77 to 556 code for a protein of 159 amino acids. The record is from RefSeq and is a predicted model, not a curated record. The transcript has 4 exons.